AUUUGUACUUCCAACGACUGGAUGUAACCUCUAACCAUUACAUGUCUGGCAAACAACAUGGCGAGUUCAGAGUGGGAAGAAGUAAAACGUCUUGCAGCAGAUUUUCAAAGAGCACAGCUUAGUAGCACAGCUGCGAAGUUGUCUGAAAGAAACUGCAUUGAAAUUGUUACCAAACUUAUUGAAAGCAAAUCUCUAGAUGUUAUUUAUACAAACGAUGGGAAAGAAUAUCUGACUCCAUCACAGCUAUCAAAGGAAAUAAGUGAUGAAUUAAUUGUUCAUGGUGGAAGAAUAAACCUUGUUGAUCUGCAACAGAUUAUCAAUGUGGACCUCACCCACGUGGAACUUAAAGCAAAUGAACUGGUGAAAAAUGACCGCAAUCUUAACCUCAUUCUAGGGCAGCUCGUUAACACAGAGUACCUUGAGAGAUUAGCUGAGGAAAUCAAUGAUUUACUUCAGGAAAGUGGACAGGUCUCAAUUGCGGAACUUGCCAAGACUUAUGAUUUACCUGGAGAAUACCUAACAGAGCUAGUGGAAAGCGAGCUGGGUCGUAGGAUUAAUGGACAAAUGGAUGCUUACGACCGAGGUGUUGUCUUCACUUCCGCAUUUGUUGCCAAACACAGUUCUCAGAUAUGUGGUGUCUUUAGCGCUGUUACAAGGCCAGUUCAAGUUCAUAAUGUACUCACUGAAUUUGGUUUUCAAGAGAAAUUAUUUUAUACUGUUUUAAAUGAGUUGAUAAAAAAGGGCCGGCUCCGAGGUUCCUUUGUUGGCGGCAAACAAGACAAGGCAACUUACGUUCCUGAUAUGUAUUCCAAGACACAGAAUAACUGGAUCGAUGCAUUCUAUAAACAAAAUGGUUACUUUGAGUAUGACACUUUAUCAAGGCUAGGCCUAACUGACGCUAAAGGCUAUAUAAAAACAAGGUUCAAGUCAGAAAACCUACUCUUCCUGUCCUCGAGUUGUGCUGGGUCAGGAAUCCUAGACCAAGUACAGGCUAGCAUUGAAGAAGCAUUGGACACUGGAACAUGGAUAGAUGUUGAACCAUUACUACCAUCAUGUUUUAGCCCAACAGAUACCAACCAAAUAGUGAACCAAGUACUGAAGUCAAAGUCAGGAGCUAAGGUGUUUUGUAACAGUAUUGUUGCUAGUGAUAGGUUCAUUGGAGAUUGCAAAGAAUUGUUCCAAAAACCUAUGCUGGAUAGAGCAAAUACGACUGCAAAAAAGUCACCAAACAUAUUUCUGCAAGUUGAUAGGAAAGCACUUGGAUCUGGAGAGAAUGAAGGGAAAAGGGACAAGAAAGAGGAUAAGAGGAGAAAAGUUGGUGGUGGAGGAGGUGGUGGAGGGUCCAAGGGUGGGAUGGGAGGAAGAGAAGUGAAAAUAAGAAAGGUAAAGAAGCAUUACAGAGUAAAAGAAGUGGAAGAAGAAGAGGAUGAUUUGUCUGGAGGAUUACGGCCAACUGAGAUACCCUUCAUGACAGUGGAGCAGGUUAAAAAUCUCCUUCACGAUCAAAGCAGUUUAUCAGAAUGUCCUGAAGAAUUCAUUGAAGAGUUGUCUCAACACCUGCACAGACCAUUAACAACAGAAUACCAAGACGCUCUAAAGGCAGCAAUUGGCUCACUAUCGGGCUCUACGGACAGCACUUCCCGACGGAAAAAUCACGAAGAAAUGCAGGAGAAAAUCAAUGGCUUGCUUACUAGUGUUAAAAUGUUUGAAAAGAAUAUUACUAUUUUUGAAGAUGAACUAAGGAACCAUUUAGUUAAGUAUCUAUUACGAACGUUGUGUACAGAGAUUGCAAAUCUACUCUUUAGCUACGUUGCAGCGGAGAACAGUCUGGUGAAUGUAGAACACAAUGAUGUUACACCUGAAGUAAGGUUAAAAAUUCUCACCAAGCUUCCUGAUAAAGUAAAGCCACAAUUCACAAAACUCAAUGCAUCUCUUAAUGAUAAGAGCCUUGAUGAUUUUUCAAAGAGUCUGGAGUCAGCUGCGGAUGUCUGUGAUGUAAUGUUGAAAAAGGUAGACAAGAAGAAAGAAAGGAACAUUAUAUUCAAUCAUAAACAAGCAUUAAUAGCGCAGUUGAAAGAGGAAUCGGAUCCUGCAAUGGCCCUGCAUCUUGCAGUUGUCCUUCUCAUUCAAAACACGAACAACACCUGUGUCCAUGCACCCGGAAGAUGUAUACCACAGUUGCUAGUGUUCCUAGAGUCGCACAUUGCUGCCAGCCAAUAUAAAUUGCUGUCUGAUUACAUGGGUCUUGUGCAGAAGCAGCUGGGUGCCUUGAAAAAGACAACUGAGGAAAGCCACGUGGAAGAUGGUAGUGAGAAGACAGAUUCACAGAAGGAUGCUGGAGAGGUUGCAACCUCUUUGAUAGAACUCCUGCCACAAAUUAAAGAGAUUGCUCUUGCAAAGAAGACCUCGACUGCUGAGUCUGCUAAGCCAGAUGGGUGAUGUCUAUUCUAAAUAAUGGUUAAUUAUAAUUAUGGUGCAGGCAUGUAACUAGAGGUGGUGGGGUUUCGGGGUGGAAUAAGAGAAGAUCUAUGGUUUGGCCGAAGUUUGUCUUUGAGCAAAGACCCUUGUGCAUAAAUCAAACAUCCUCUCCCAUUGCAUCAAGUACCAUCGAAAUUAUAAUGAAAUGCCCCAUCUGCAUGUUAAAUUGUUUCAGCUCCAUGGGGAUUUUCCAUAGCUCUUCCUUGAGGCCUUAGAAGGGUGUUUAUCCACUCACAAAUGGCUCUUACGUGUUCCUCCUUAAGGAAUCAGGGGUCCCAAGUUGGAGAAGUCAUUCCCGGGAGAUCUGCAGUGGCAGCUCGAAGGGUGGGGGAAGAGAGGGACUUAUACAGAUGGAGGGUCUAGAGCACGUCAGCCCCAAUAUGGUUGGUGCUCAUGGUAAGAAAAUUUAUGAUUAUAUCACCUCAAAAAAUAGCCGGAAAUAGCCCUCUCAGAAUUUGAAUAAUAUUUUCUUUUUUUUUUCUACCCCAGUUUUUCAUAAUUUUAAAAUAUUUAGGGGCAAGGGGCGGUUCCCCCUCCCUUGAAUCUGCCACUGAUCUGGUUAAUGAGCUUUCUUAACACAUUUAAUUUAAUUUGGCUCCACAGUGAUACCCAUCGGCUCUGACUUCCAUGAGAAAAUUGAUAAUAAAGCAGUGAAAACAUGCAAAAAUUAUGAAUUUGCAGAAAUGGGUUAAAAUUCCAGGAAGAUACUUGCUGGCCUGCAGGAGUGCGGGAGGCCGUCCCGAUUUCCGAGAGACUUGGGACCCCUGAGGAAUUCUGGUUAUGGGCCUGUAGGGACAGGAUUUAUGAAACAUCAUUGAUAUAUUUUUCCAUCAUCAUAUCUUCAAAAUUUUAGAUUGUUUAUUUUAAAUUUAUGCUUUUUAAAAUAUAAUUUGUUUUUAAUUAAUUAUAUUAUCAAAUUUGAUUCAAGAAUGAAUAUUUCCGCACUAAUAAUAAAUAAAGUAAGCCACGUCAUGGUGUGCUAUAUAAAUAUAUAAUUAUUUUAUAUAAAGUUUUAAACAAAUAGUUGAGUAGCUCAGCUAAACAGCAUGUAUGCAUAGCUCUACAGUAGGCGUACAAUUCACCUAUCUAGUCCGAAUGGUAACACCAUGAAUUUUGCACCAAAAUCCCAUUCGAGUUUCAUAGCAGAAAUCUGAUUCAAAUUACUCUUAUUCAUUAUGAUUGAACUGACAAGAAUAGGUUUUUCUUCUGUACAAUAUAGACAUUAAACUAAGAAAUAUUAUAAUUUAUAAGUGAGGUUGUUUAUUUAGUUUAUUUGUGAUGCCUGUAUGUAGACUGGGUUCCAGUCACUAAUAUUUGUCUUUAAAUCUAUUUUGACACCAA
This is a messenger RNA of Anneissia japonica, 3819 nucleotides long. RefSeq names its product E3 UFM1-protein ligase 1-like. The coding region runs from base 58 to 2439 and encodes 793 amino acids. NCBI's taxonomy places the organism in Eukaryota, Metazoa, Echinodermata, Crinoidea, Comatulida, Comatulidae. The transcript has 18 exons. Gene Ontology annotation, molecular function: UFM1 ligase activity. The record is from RefSeq and is a predicted model, not a curated record. Gene Ontology annotation, biological process: regulation of proteasomal ubiquitin-dependent protein catabolic process; response to endoplasmic reticulum stress; protein K69-linked ufmylation. Gene Ontology annotation, cellular component: endoplasmic reticulum membrane.